This is a messenger RNA of Mya arenaria, 1010 nucleotides long. RefSeq lists its product as uncharacterized. The transcript has 10 exons. NCBI's taxonomy places the organism in Eukaryota, Metazoa, Mollusca, Bivalvia, Myida, Myidae. The record is from RefSeq and is a predicted model, not a curated record. Bases 120 to 1010 code for a protein of 296 amino acids.
UGGUUUUAUCUUUUAUAUGUGUCGUCGUGCCGGGUGUGUUUGCACAAAUACCAUCGCAAAAUAUCUUGAAGUGUCGCUUAUGCUACAAUGCCACGACAUUAGCCAACUGUUCCUCGAUUAUGUUUUGUAACAAUCAAACACAGGAAUGUUACAUGGAGGAAGUGAUUACCUCGUCCUCUACCAUUGUCUACUAUGGAGGAUGCCGUGCAAUUAGCCACUGUUCAGCUUCGUCGACGGCCAUUGGAAAACGACAGGGUGACUUGAUCUCAUGCUCGGAAUGUUGCAAAAGUGGACAUUUAUGCAAUUCUAAAUUGUGCGGUUUAAUGAACACCACUGUAAGUGAUCAAUGCUACUUCUGUUACUCGGCGGGCUCACACCAAGGUGACAUGACUAAUCCAAGCGAAUGCACUUCUUUAACAACAUGCGAUGUAGACCAGGCCUGUUUUGGGCAAACCAAGCAUCAUCCAGGACAACCUACGAGCAUCAGAUACGGAUGUUUCAACUUUGAGUUAUGCCGCGAUGUGAUGAAAACGGCAUUUGACGAUUUAACCCGAUGCCUUGCACAAAAUGCCAAUUGUGAUACUGAUCAUUCGGGAGUCUGUAACGUUUGCUGUAGAGGUGCAAGCUGUAACUAUGGUGAUUGUCAUGAGAUAAGACAGCGACUGUUUGACGAGUACAAUCGUGGUGUGUUUAGUUUGGACAACCUGGAGUCCACGUCAGAUGUAGCAGGCUACCAAAACCACUAUCACUUUAACUACAACUCCCACAAUCUCUACCACUACCACUACAACUGCAACUUCAACUACAACUACCACUACGACAACAGCAACCACUACGCCUACCACUACCACUUCCAUUACCAUAACCAUUGCCACUACAACUACCACUACCAAAUACAAAUAUUACUUACACUACAACAACCACUACCACAACGUCUACAACUACAACUACUACUGCGACUUCACCAGACAUUUCCACUACAAGUACAACUACAACAACCACUACCAUAA